Musca vetustissima is the source of this 1645-nucleotide messenger RNA. Its product is annotated as segmentation protein Runt-like. Gene Ontology annotation, biological process: regulation of DNA-templated transcription. The record is from RefSeq and is a predicted model, not a curated record. Gene Ontology annotation, molecular function: RNA polymerase II cis-regulatory region sequence-specific DNA binding; ATP binding; DNA-binding transcription factor activity, RNA polymerase II-specific. Lineage: Eukaryota; Metazoa; Arthropoda; Insecta; Diptera; Muscidae. Bases 2 to 1522 code for a protein of 506 amino acids. Gene Ontology annotation, cellular component: nucleus. The transcript is spliced from 2 exons.
AAUGCAUUUGCCUGCUGGUCCCACCAUGGUUGCUGCCCCCGCCCAGGCUUUGCCUUCGAACAACAACACCGCUAAUAACAAUCGCGCCAACAGUGCCAGUUCCACUGGUUCCUCCACACCCGACAACACCUCGAAUGCCGCCAAAAUGCCCAGCUCAAUGACCGACAUGUUCGCCAGCCUCCACGAAAUGUUGCAGGAAUAUCACGGUGAAUUGGCCCAAACCGGCUCACCAUCGAUCCUCUGCAGCGCCUUGCCCAAUCAUUGGCGUUCCAACAAAUCAUUGCCCGGUGCCUUCAAGGUCAUCGCCUUGGACGAUGUGCCCGAUGGUACCUUGGUCACCAUCAAGUGCGGCAACGAUGAGAACUACUGCGGCGAGUUGAGAAACGCCACCGCCAUCAUGAAGAAUCAAGUUGCCAAAUUCAAUGACUUGAGAUUUGUUGGCCGUUCAGGACGUGGCAAAUCGUUCAGCCUGACCAUCACCAUUGCCACCUAUCCCGUGCAGAUUGCCUCAUACACCAAAGCCAUUAAGGUUACCGUUGAUGGACCUCGGGAGCCAAGAAGUAAGCAAAGCUACGGAUACCCUCAUCCUGGCGCUUUCAAUCCAUUCAUGCUGAACCCAGCAUGGUUGGAUGCCGCCUACAUGACCUACGGCUAUGCUGAUUACUUCCGCCAUCAAGCAGCCGCCGCUGCUGUCCAUCAUCCCGCCUUGGCCAAGACCUCACCAUCUUUGCCCAAUGGCCAGACUGUGGUGCCACCACCACAGGCCGCCGCCGGUUCUCCCACUGAAUACCGUCUGCCCAGCCAAAUCACCCCACCUCCAUCUGGUGUCAAUGCCAUUCCCGCCACCAGCAUGAUUCCAUCACCACCCGGAUCCACCUAUAGUAUGCCUCAAUUCCCCUUCAAUCCCGUUGCUGCUGCUGCCGCCGCCGCUGCUGCCCAAGCUCAUCCCGAUCUGAUGCAUGCCCAUCAGAAGCCAGCCCAUGCUCAUGCCUUCCAUCCCUACAACUUGGCCGCUCUACGUGGUGGUCGUCCAUCCCACUUGCACAACACCUCAUUGGGAUCGCACUCGUCCACCGAGCACAUCAGUCCCGCUCACAUUAGCCCUGCUUCAUCCCGGCCAUCAUCCUCCUCGCCGACCCAUCAAGCCUUGCACCAAAAGCUGAACACCUCCGUGGAAAGCAACUCCAUGCAUGAACAAUCUGCCUCCGAUGCCGAUUCGGAUGAUGAACAAAUCGAUGUUGUCAAAUCCGCCUUUGUGCCCAUUCUCCGUCCUCAGGUGCCCAGCCUAAAUGGCUCCACUGAAGAUUUGGAUAAAUCCUUGGAUUCCGCCCGCUCCUCACCCGUACAACCCAUGAAUCGUCAACGCUGCGACUUGAAAGCCCCCUCCGCCAUGAAACCCUACUACCACGAAUCCUCAUCGCAACACUCUCGCCAAUCCACCUCUCCCGAAACCACUUUGCCUGCUGCCACCAAGCUGAAGAAUGCCUCCAGCCAACAGAAAACCGUCUGGCGCCCAUACUGAGAAGUUACGAUGGCGAAAGAAAUCGUCAUUGCUAUUCAUUUGCUACGUCUUGCCAAGGAAUUGGCAUGGAAGCGUAUUCUAAUGGCCAGUGAAAGCGGCGGCAUUUGAGAUGUCUGUCUGCCA